This is a messenger RNA of Nothobranchius furzeri (turquoise killifish), 5575 nucleotides long. RefSeq names its product polycomb group RING finger protein 3. Gene Ontology annotation, biological process: regulation of transcription by RNA polymerase II. NCBI's taxonomy places the organism in Eukaryota, Metazoa, Chordata, Actinopteri, Cyprinodontiformes, Nothobranchiidae. The record is from RefSeq and is a predicted model, not a curated record. Gene Ontology annotation, cellular component: PRC1 complex.
GGACCAACUCUAUUUUAGCAAGUGGAACAUACUUUCUUUUUCUUCUCCAAGAGCUCCGGAUUAACCAGCCCCACGAAGGAAUUUAGGGGUGCUGCUGUUCUGCGCAUGCGUCUUGCUUCUUCUGGAGUUUCGGCCUGUUCCGCGACCACUCGGUCAUUUUCGCCUCUUUGUUACAUUGAUAGUGGAUUUAACUCGGAUUCAACCCAAACAUCCAGAGGACUGUGCGGCUCUCUAACAGGCUUUGAUGAGAGGCUCCCCAUGAUGAGCAGCUAACGCUGUCGGCCACACAAGCACAGGAAGAGUCGUGGCUGCUGCUUCAUCCACAGUCCACGCAUGGCGGUUUUAGGGAACCCCGACAUGCUGACGAGGAAGAUAAAGCUGUGUCACAUCAACGCCCACAUCACAUGUCGCCUGUGUGAGGGCUACCUGAUUGAUGCCACCACUGUCACAGAGUGCUUACACACCUUCUGCAGAAGCUGCCUUGUGAAGUAUCUGGAGGAGAACAACACGUGCCCCACGUGUAGGAUUGUUAUUCAUCAGAGCCAUCCACUGCAGUACAUCGGCCAUGACCGAACAAUGCAGGACAUCGUCUACAAGCUGGUACCGGGACUUCAAGAGGCGGAGAUAAAGAAGCAGAGAGAAUUUUAUCAGAAGCUGGGGAUGGAAGUUCCCGGAGACAUUAAAGGGGAGCUGUGCAACAUGAAGACUCAUCUAGAUCAGCGCAACGGUGAGGCGAAGUCAGAAGAAACGGCAAAUAAAGAAGCAGGAGAGGAGAAACCGGAGGAGGACAAUGACUAUCACCGUAGUGACGAGCAGGUCAGCAUUUGUCUGGAGUGCAACAGCAGUAAGCUCCGUGGUCUGAAGCGCAAAUGGAUCCGCUGUUCAGCACAGGCCACCGUCCUCCACCUUAAGAAGUUCAUCGCCAAAAAGCUUAACCUGACAUCGUUCAACGAGCUGGACAUUUUAUGCAACGAGGAGAUCUUAGGAAAAGACCACACUUUGAAAUUUGUUGUUGUGACGAGAUGGAGAUUUAAGAAAUCCCCUCUCCUGCUUCAUUACAGACCCAAGAUGGACCUGCUGUAGCUACAGCGGACACAAUGGUUGUUUUAUUUGGAUCUUUUUGCCGGCUCACAGGCCGUGAACUGUGCCGAAACUGAAUACUUUUUUUAAUUUAUGCAAAGACGAUCAACGAACACCAAGCAAACACCUGACAGUCAACAAAAGCCAGCAAAUCUUCAUCUAGAAGGGACCCAACCUGGCUGCCCUCCAGCACAGAAACUACUACUCCACCGUGGUUUUAGCAACUAAAACAACCAUUUUUUUGUCCGCUACAUCCUACAUAUGUGAACAAAAAAAAAAAAAACAACUGAAAAUUAAAUAAAAAAAUGGAGAUAAAACAUAUAUUUAUACUUUUGUACAGAAGAGACAUGAAUUAAGACACUACUGGUGCUCUGUUUACACACAAACAAGAUGUCGGGAGUCAUCUGAACACGUUUUUGAGCUUCAUCCUCCUCUGAUGAAUACAGGAGAAGAGGAAUGUCUUUUUUUUUAUAUAUAUAAAUAUACAUCAAAUGUGUCUUUUCACAACACACUCGACAUGUCCUGGGAGCACAGAAAAUUUAUGGAAAAGUUCUAAAACAGGCAUCAAUUGUCCAGAUUCCUUUUUUUUUAAUUGCAUUUUGUUUAAUUUGCUGUUGAAUUCCAGAUGAUUGUCAAUUUGUGAAUAGGCUUUGUUUGUGUAGUAAUUUAUGUUCUAUAUACCAAUAUUGUACAUAAAAUGUCAUUACAGAGAGACUGAAGAGAGACAUUAGACUGUUAAAAAAACCAGAGUGGAUCCCUGAAGUGCUAUCUAUGAGGUGGACAACGAGCGUCUGCAGAUUAUAAACGAGGAUUUUUAAAGGCAGACUCGUAUCAGUAUCAAAUUAUAUAAAAGCAUCUUUAUGUUGACUGAGGAAGACACGAAACAGCUCUAUCAAAUCCUCUUUAUGUGUUUGUGGGCGUGUUGGGAGCUUAAAGGCAGAAAGAAAAGGACGACCUCAUCCUCUUCAUCUCAUGGAGAUUUUUAUUUUAGCUACAGAUUUCAGACGUUUGCCUGCUUAAAGACAUUUGGUCUCAGACGUUACCACACAGCCCUUAAUAUCCAUGCUUGUGUUCUUGCAGAUUUUUUAGCAGCAGCAGGAAUUUUACGUACCGUAAAACAAUUUGGGAGAAUUUUACCACAAAUUUACCAAAGCUGCAAAAACGAGGGUUUUGUACGCAUCGGUCUGACUGGGAUUGGUCUCAUACAGAAACUAAACGUACAUUUUGUUCAUCAGUACAGGUCUCUUAUGCUUUGUUACGUCUUUAAGGAGUUUUUCAGUCACGCCUCACUGCCAGCCAGAGGUGCAAAGCUGCACAGUGUUUCAGAGCAUUCCUGGAAAAUGUUCUUUUCACAAACUAUCCUAUUUUGAUUUAUUAUUUUGCAGAAUGAGCAGUGUUUAUCAGCUUGACAAAAUACAACUGUGCAAGUCUUUUUGAAAACAACGCACAUUCAGGUUUUUGCAUAGAAGCCGAGACUUUUUGAGCAUUAAAAUACUGAACUACAGAACAAAACGGCCAGAUUUGGGUCGAUUGGUGCUUCUAAAUGUAGGUUUGAUCAGAAAUGAGCAGUCUUUACUCGUGACAGCAAACUGACGCAACUAUUUGUGUCCUGACCUGUUUAACAGCAGGAGCGUCACGUCAGAUUUGUAUUACCUCACUUACUCGUUUCAUCUGUAAUUUGAUGAUUUCUGCACCAAAUCAGCUAACCAUGUGCAGAGUUUUUGUUCAUCCUGACAUCUUGAAAGUUUUUGGUGAAUUUAUUUUUAAUUUUCUAUUCCAAAGUGGUGGAAAAAGCCCUCCAUCACUGGCUGUGACGCCCACAUCAGAGCGUCACAAAACCAGCACAACCACAACUCCUUUUGCAUGCUCCAAUAUGGUCUUAAUACUCAGCCAGCAUUUAUGGGCUUUUUUUUUUAUUUUUUUUUUAGUACAAUAAAUUUAGUACAGUCUUAAAAUUGAAGAUUGAGGCAAAAAUGUCCUUGCUAGGUUCCUCGUUGGGGGUAAAUCCUGUUAGAUGAAACAACAAUCAUCCCAACAAUUUUAGACGAUUUAGAAGACAAAAAGCAAAUUGACUAUAAAAUGAAUAUUUAAAAUCCAACAAACGUCGUCCCAGACCAGGGAGGAGUGUUUGUGAAAAUCCUUUAAAAUGAAACACUGAGAUUGUUUUUAGGUAUUUGGUGCUUUAAGAAUCACAGCUUUACAGACAUUUUGUGUUUUCAUCAGAAACGGAAGCGUCUGGAAUGAAGCGUGUCAUCUCUGCUCAAAUUUUCAUCCAAUUCCUUGUUAAAUUAUCACGUCACAUUGAGCCUGAUCUUGAUUUAUUCUGUUUACUGUACAUCAGCUUUUCUCUCAGCUGAUGGAACAGGAAAACCCAACAUGGUGCUGCUUUUGUUACCACCACAAACUCCCACAAAGGUCCGCUACACUGAAUGAACAGUUUGGUGCUGAUCAAGAGGUCUGGCGUUUCAUUUCCAUGUUGCACACACAACUGUAUUGUUUCUAAAUCUUCACAUGGUCUGAUAAAAAAAAAAUCUGUGAAAGAAGAUUGUUGUUUUGAUGGUGGCAGUGUUUAAAGAUGAUCAGAUGUUCCCCAGAACUUCAGAACUGCCUUGAAUUGUUCUUUAUUUGGAGAAAAUCAGACAAAUUUAGGAAAAUUUUGACUAGAAAAGCUGCUGGAGUUGGAUAUCAUGUGAGACUCAAUAAUUGAAAAUAAUCUGUUAAAGUGUGUGGGGUUUAAAAGAAUUACAUUUCCACUAAGCCCCUUUUUGCUUUUCAGGUAUUAAACCUUCUGAUCUGCUCGACUAAUGGGAUGAAAACAUGGUCAGAAUUCCUGUCUGAUGCUUUCUAUGGUGCUAAUCAUUCCUCAUGCCAGAGCUCUUUAGGGAAGAGUCAGUGGGAGACAGAAAGGCAUUGUGGGAAAAUCUGCCUCCAUCACCUUAUUUUAACACCUUUUUGCUCCGCCCAUUCUGUCUCUGGGUGUCUGUCCUGUCGGAGCCGCCUCGCUGUGCAGAUAAAGGUGCCGUUUCUCCUCCGCCCUCCCGUUUUUAUUGAUUUGUCAGCUUCGCCCACUUGCACUGACUUGCUCAGGUUGGGAGAACCGAGGGAUUUUUGAACAAGUUAGAGUCUGACAGAGCUGAUGCUGUGAAAAAUACAAGAAAAAGUGGUGACAAAUUGGGUGUGCUAGCACCAAUUUCAUGGCUCAAAUAGAAAUCACACUUAUUACGGCUCCUUUGGUGAAAUUUUUGCACCUCUCAGUCAGAUUAAGACUUACUUCAAUCUUUAACAGAAAAUAGCUUCUGCAAGCCUGUUUAAAGUCCCGCACGGCUGAUUUACUUUCAGUUUCUGGGACUUUGUCUUAAAGCUCUUAGGAGAUCUGCAUCUUCACCUCAGAUGCACUCCGAACGGAUCAAUGUUCUCCUUUUCUAUUAGGACCAUCAGUGCUGCUGCGAGCUAAGAGGCUCACAGGAGGUUUUAGAUUCUGCUGCAACAUCAGUUCAAAGGUCUCUUGUGUCACCCUGACUAGUUAAGGUGCUUUUGCUCCUCUGUGCAGAUCCCAAACUCAGAAAUCACCCUUUAGAAACAGAAACACUUUAAACGGCUCCUUAAACAGAAAAUACUGAUUUGUUUUGGCCGAGGGGCCUCCUGGCUUGCAGCUGCCUGUUCUGAAUUGCUCAAAUCUUCUCACACCAAUAAGAGACAUGAAGUUCUGAUGAUAGUGACUGGUUGCGUUAUGAAUUGUUUCACCAGUUCAGGAUCUCAGUUACUUGUUUGUUAGAUUGCUGAAUAAUGUUUUGUUGAUCAUGAUCCAGAUGUCAGAUUGAUAAAUUGUAAUUGGGUUGUCAACCUCACUGAGCCAUAACAUCAAUCUGUCAACUCUUGUGUUCUUAUUGAUGCUAAAAUCUGUUUUUACGUCAUUUGAAUCCGGCAAGACUUUUGGGCUGAAUUCUCCUUUUUAACCUGCCAACCCAGGUGUUUGUCUUGUUUUAGCUUUCUGUUUUUUUUUUUUUAAUAUAAAAAAACAAAAACUGUGCUAAUCUUGACUGUGUGCUUCAUGAAUUUGCAGAGUGCAAUAUCCUUUUCUCAGAUGGCUCCAGGUUUCUUUGUGCAUUUUCACAGUUAGUAUUUUUGUUCCUUUUCCCUUUUUGCAGCCAGUUCCUCAGGUCACUAAAUGCCUUUCUGGUCCUGAAAGUGACCAGGACAUCUCAGAACAUACACUAAUGCACCCAAUAAACAAACAACUGGAUUGUUUUUACUUUUUUAUGUUAAUUUUUUUCCUCUGCAGGGUUAAAAGGCAGGCAUUUAUUCAGCGUCCUUUUAUACUUGCCUUCUUUUUAUUAUUAUUAUUAUUUAUUGAACAUGUAAUGAACUGAUUUCCACUUAAAUUUUUAAUUUGAUGAGUUUGGGGGUCUAAAAUUGGGCUGGAAUUUCUUACAAAAAUACAAAAGCUUUUUGUCAAACUAAGUGUGUAUUUCAUCAAUAAAUGCCUUUAAAAGUG